Molecule: messenger RNA, 2876 nt
Organism: Asparagus officinalis (garden asparagus)
Lineage: Eukaryota; Viridiplantae; Streptophyta; Magnoliopsida; Asparagales; Asparagaceae
Exons: 2
Coding region: 380-2665 (761 amino acids)
Molecular function (GO): calmodulin binding
Source: RefSeq, a predicted model, not a curated record
UGCAACCAACACGCGCUUUCUUAAAAAAAAAAAAAAAAAAAAAACCCAAAAGGGGGGGAAAAGGGAGGAAAAUUGGGGGAAAAAACUGCUCGUUUUCCUUCAACCUCUCGCUCUUGAUCCCAAAUUCUCAACUGGGUUUCUCUCCUUUCUCUAUCUGGAGAAACCUCCAGCUUCUUUUUUUAAUUAUUUAUUUAUUUCCUGAGUAAAAUAAAUCUCCAGCUUUUUGGUGUGAAUCCGAUCUACAAAGGAUACAGGAAUUUUGAAGGAUCAUAAAUGGGUUUCUCUCUUUGGAAAUAAAGCUGUUGGGAGUCGCAGAAAGGUGUGUGGAUAAUUUCUUAGUAUCUGAAUUUUUUUCAAUCUUCAACCUUGUUUUGCUGCAAUGACCAAGGAGGUCAUGGAGAGCGAUGUCGGCUCAACAACCCCUGCGCAUCUAACGCCUAAUGCAGAGUUGGAGAAGACUUCUGGUGGUUCAGUUACCGGCAGUUCACCAUCUAUAAAAAGUGAGGAAAAAGUUCAAUCUCGUUAUCUGAGCCCCCACAUGGCUUCUUGCCAUGAUUUUUGCAAAUACGGAAAGAAACAUGAUUCUGAGGCUGAGGCAAGGUAUCUAGGCUUUAGAAAAUUCUUGAAGAAGAAGAAGAAGGAGAAAGUCAAAGUUGAAGAACAAAAUCAAGUGACAGUUCUAGUUCCUGAGGAGAGGAGGAUAAGAACAGUGACAAAGCCAAAGGCAAUGCCCAAUGUGGAAGUCAAGUUGCCUGAUAACGCUAAAAGCCCAAAGCCACAGACUCCACCAUCUGUGAAGAAGAAGACAAUUCAGUCAUCCCUUGAGAACGAACAAGGUCAGGUAAAAAGUCUAAACUCAGGAAACAAGGUAAAAGUGAUUAAAGGAGGGACUCGUCUUUCUCCUCUUCAGUCCAAAUCUUCUCCUGACCAGCCAAAUGUUAUAAAAUUGGAGGAUCUUUCACCUGAUUCUAGCAUGGAUGCCUCCAAGCAAUGUGUUAUCACCGGUGAUAAGCUUAAAUUAUCUGCCAAGAAACCUAUAUCACCUAUUAUCCACGAAGUGACUCAGCAAAAUGAACCAGUUGCCAUAAAAGAAACCCAAAGAAUCAAGCAGAAAGGGCCAUCUUUACAUCCAAAACGAGUUGAUGGUGCUGGAAAGCCAGCAAUCCCUUUGAAGACAAAGACUCCGCUAAUAAGGUCUCUAUCUAAGCGCAAGUCUUCACAAAGUCUAGUUGCUCGAAGAAAUCAAGGGAACAAGAUCACGUGGAGUCUGUCAAAAACAUCCACCGAUUCUUCCUCCAAAUCUACACAAAAUGAUAGUGCUCAAGGAGAUAAGGAUGACAAAAUAUCGAAGAGUCACACAACAUCAAAAGUUGUAGAGAGGAAAAGAUUGAAGCCAACCCAAGCGUCUCUUUCCUCCAAAGUACCUCAAGACAAUGCUUCAAAUUUGCAACUAAGAAAAGUCAGACGCACGAGGCGGACCUUGACACCUCAUGAGACUGUUUCGAACUUGCAACCAACAAAACUCAGGAGCAUUAAGCAGCCCUUAAAGCCUCAUGAGACUGUUUCAAACUUGCAGCUAAGAAAACUUAGGAGCACUAAGCGGACAAGUACUCAUGAAAGUAGUUCAAGCUUGCAGCUAAGGAAACUCAGGAGCAUUAAGCGGACUCUAGCUACUCAUGACGGUGCUUCAAGCUUGCAGCUAAGAAAGCUCAGGAGCGUUAAGAGGGCAUCGACACUUCAUGACAAUGCUUCAAGCUUGCAGCUAAGGAAACUCAGGAGCGUUAAGAGGGCAUCGACACUUCAUGACGAUGCUUCAAACUUGGAGCUAAGGAAACUCAGGAGCAUUAAGAAGACCUCUACAUCUCAUGACGAUGCUUCAAGCUUGCAGCUAAGGAAACUCAGGAGCAUUAAGAAGACCUCUACAUCUCAUGAAAAUGUUUCAGAUUCACAACCAAUAAAACUUUGGAAUAGACUCUGGAAUGGAAAACAUAACUCAAUGUCUCGUGAGGGUCUUUCAAGCUUGCAACCAAGAAAGCUUAGGAGCUUGAAGCGGAGCUCUUCUAUGAAGGAUAAAGAAAAAGCUGGGAAGGCUGACAAUAGAGACACAAAAACAGGAAGCAACAAUUUAGAUCCAGCUUUGAAGAUUGAGCAAUCUGAAUCUGCAACUAGUGGUCUGAAUGACGAGGAAAUAGAAAGAAAUAAUGAGGCUGGAGUGUCGAUAGACGUUGAGAAGAAGAUGCUUAGAAGAAUCGCAGCUGCUAGUGCUCGCCAAGAAGAUAAUGCUUCUGCACCUUUCAAGUUGAAGUUUAAAAGAGGCAAAAUAAUUAAUCUUCGGUCCGAUAGCAUGGGAUCAAGAAGACUCUGGUUCAAUCUUGGAAAAUUCGCUAGUGACAAUCUCAAUGGCGCUAGUCUGCUAAGGGGGAAAAGCUUCAGGAGAAAGAAGGAUAAUUUAGAGUCAAGUAUUCCUGAUUCAGGGGUACAAUCUGUUGUUUUGAAGCAUCAAGGAGUGACAGAGAAGAAAGACGCACAAUCUCUCUUCAAUCAUGUGAUUGAAGAGACCGCGAGCAAGCUUGUGGAGACAAGGAAGAGCAAGGUGAAGGCGCUGGUGGGUGCUUUUGAAACUGUGAUCUCUCUUCAAGAAAGUAAACCAGCGUCAGCAGUGUGAGUUGCAAAUUUAAUAACACUGUUUUUCUAUGUUUUGCUUUGAGUGAGUUUGUAUCAUCCUGUAAAUUACCUGAAAGGUUGACUUGUAACAUAAUAAGGUUCGUUUGUAUGUGUAUGUUUGGUUGGUUGGAUGCGUGCUGGUUUCUGUGUAUUUGUUUGAGGAGAACGAAGUUUGAGAAAUAAAACUUGUUUUCAGAGUGGUGUAUAAUUUA